Molecule: messenger RNA, 4767 nt
Organism: Closterium sp. Yama58-4
Lineage: Eukaryota; Viridiplantae; Streptophyta; Zygnematophyceae; Desmidiales; Closteriaceae
Source: the annotation of a GenBank genome assembly
AUGAUGGAUCGAGUGACAGGUUCGGAUCCUGGGGAUCCAGCGACAGCCAUACCUGCUGAGAUGAUAAAUUCUCCGCAGAGACGUUCGGACUUGACCCCUCCUACCGACAAACUUCAAACAGAAUCCGGCGUCGCUCAGUUACCGUUAGAUGCUGUACGUGGAUCGUCCGAUGCUGCUCAUGGACCGUCAGAUGCUGAACAGGGACCGUCGGAUGCUGCAGGACCGUCAGAUGCUGCUCAGGUUCCUUCAGAUAAUGUGCGACCGUCGGAUGCAGCACACCGGCCGUCAGAUCAGGUGGCCGAUGCCUGUCAAGUGAAGGUCGAGGCAUCUGAAGCGAAGCGGCAGACCGAAUCGACUGAGAAGCAUCACGACGCGAGUUCGCAACAGCCUGUAGCAUCGGAGAAACAUGAACAGGAUCAGGGUUUUAAAACACCUGAGUUGGCCGAUGCCUGUCAGAAGAAGGUUGAGGCAUCUGAAGAGAAGCAGCAGACUGAUUUGACUGAGAAGCAUCAUGACACCAUAUCACAGCAGCUUGAAGCAUUGGAGAAGCACGAUCAGGAUCAGAGCUCUGGAGCUCCCGAGGAGCCUGAUCAAAACCCUGAAGCUCCUGAAAACCCCGGGCAGGUUUCUAAAGCGCCUGAGAAGUUUCAUCAAGACCCAGGAGCACCUGUGAAACAUGAUCAUAAUCUUGACCUAAACUGCCCUAUUCAGCAGCCUGAUGCACCUGUUAAGCCCAAGCUCGAAGCAGCUGAACCUACUGCCGUGGCCAAUACGCCUGCUCAGCAUCCUGGUGCAGCUGAAAUGUUUAAUCAACGGUCGGAUUCUACUGACAAGUGUACCGUCGACAAGCCUACUGAUCAACCUGCCACGGCUGGUGAUCACCGCGAGCCUGUCAUGUCGCAGUCUGACGCGCCCCAUGCGUCAGCUCAGCCGCGUGAUGCAGCUGAUAAGCAUUCUCAGCCGACGGAAGGUGCUGUUGUACCAACUCAGCAUGUGAAUGCUGGGCUGACCGCUGAGCAUGCCGACAAGCCUACUACUAAACAGUGUGACGCACCCCACGUGUCCUCGCAGCCUCUUGAUGCAGCUGAUAAGCAUUCUCAGCCGACGCAAGGUGCUGUUGUACGAACUCAGCAUGUGAAUGCUGGGCUAACCGCUGAGCAUGCCGACAAGCCUACUACUAAACAGUGUGACGCACCCCACGUGUCCUCGCAGCCUCUUGAUGCAGCUGGUGAGCAGCCUCAGCAGAUGGAAGCUGAUGUUGAACCCGCGCAGCAUGUAGAUGCCGAGCAGACUGCUGAGCAUGCCGACAAGCCUACUGAGGAGUCUGUGUCAUUGCAGCAGCCUUCUGAUGCAGCUGUUGAGCAGUCUCAGCAGAUGGAUACUGAAAGUGUGCCCACUCAGCAUGUGAAUGCAGAUCAGAUUGCCGAGCAUGCCGACAAGCCGAUUGAGCAGUCUGGCGCACCGGACAAGCCCGCUGGUUCUGGCGAGGCUGCUGACACGCUUUCUGACCAGCCAGUAGCAGCUGAGCCUGCUGAGAAGCCAUUAGCAGCUGAGCAUACCACAGUGCCUGUUACCACAGCACCGGACACCACAGCACCGGAAAUUACCGCACAGGACACCACAGCACUGGACACCACUGCACCGGACACCACAGCGCCUGUUACCGCCACUCCUGUUCCAACCCCAGCGAGCACGCGGCGGAGGGGCGCGAGGAGGCGAACAGAGGCAGAAUCAGCAGGAGCAACCGCAGCUGCGUUGACAGAAGCGGAGGCAAGAGAUGGAGCAGCAGGGGGUGUGGCAGGAACAAGGGGAGCGGCAGCAACAGCGGGAGCAGUAGCAGCAGGCGAAGUGACAGCAGCAGGGGGAGCGGCAGCAGCAGGGGGAGCGGCGGCAGCCGGGGGAACGCAAGGGGACAGAUUGGUGGGUGCAGUCGAAGGGGCGAGGAGAGGGAGAGGGGGGAGGCGGGGCGCUGGGAAGGGGGAUGCGGGGAGCGACAGCGGGAUGAGCGCGGAAGGGGAGGGGGAAACGGAGGUGGAGAGUAAGGCGAAAGGGGCGGGAGGGGGAGCGGGGGGAGCGGGGGGAGUGGGGGGGGCGGGAGGUGAGGAGGGCGAAGGGGAAGGGAAGAGCUUGGUGCUAGAGAGGAUCAGUGAGUGGGAGGAGAGGAUAAUGGAGGUGGACGAGGAGGAGCAGGAGGAGGAGGAGGUGCGUCGGGCGAAAGAGAGGGCCAAGGCGAGGGCUGAGGAGAAGGCAAAGGAGAAGGGAAAGGAGAAGGGAAAGGCGAAGGCGAGAAGCCCGAAGGGUGGGCGGAGGGAAGGUGGGAGGGGUAAGCAGGGGAGGGCGAGUGAGGAGGAAGGUAGCGUGGCGGGUGGUGGAGGGGAGGAGGAGGGGCAAGGGAUCGAGGAUGGAAGGGGUGAAGGGGAGACGAGCAAGCGGAAGGGGAGUGAGGAGGGGAGGAAGGAGGGUGGGGUGGAGGAGAGGGGGGAGGGCACGGGAGCUGAGAGGGAGGGGGGACGGCGUGAGGAGGGGCAAGUGAACGUGUACGUGCGGAGGAGGAAGAGGGCAGGAGGCGUGGGGGAGGGGCAGGCAACGCCGUCAGGAAGCAACGUUGAUGCUGCUAUGUGCCACGAGACUGGCAAGGCUGUUAUUAGCCAAGAGGCGGGUUCAGGGGGAGGAGUGAAGGACGCAGAUGCAGCACAAGGUAUUCGAGCUACAAGAGCUCUGUGCGCGCUGCCAUGGCCACUGGUGCAACCUCCUCUCUUGUCCCCACCUCCACGUUCCCAUCCUCCCCCGUUCCCCUGCUCUUCCCGCUGCCCCCCAUCUGUGUCCCGCAGGUAUUCGAGCUACAAAAACUCUGUGCGUGCUGCCAUGGCCAUGGCUGCCCAUCUGCGCCAAACGGCUAGAUCCAAGGUUGCCCGCGCUAAAGCUCUGGCGGAAGCUCGAAGCAGAACCCGGGCAGGUAAACUUCCUGCAGCUGAGGAAGCUGGGGGGUCGGGCAGGAAGAAGCGAUCACCUAGCAAGCAGAGUAAAGGAAUGGAAGCGUGGACAGUGUCCGAGGAGGGAGGGGUUGGAGAGGGGAGACGAGGCUGGGAUAUAGUGAUGGAUGAGGGAGAAGAGAAGGGGAAGAGGGCGGGUGUGGAAAUGGGAAAGAAGAGUCAGGCGGAAGGAAGGAAGCAGAAGGAAGAGUUUUCUGACGAGGAGGGGGAGGAGGAAGCAGAGGUGCAGUGGGAAGAAGGGCCGGAGUGGGAGGAGAGGGGAGGGGAUGAGGAACGUGAGGAGGGAGAGGAGGAGGAACGUGAAGAGGGAGAGGAGGAACGUGAGGAGGGAGAGGAGAGUGAGGAAGAGGGAAUCCCUUUGACGCGCAGUGUGCAGCGGGAGGCAUCAUUCAAAUCGUGGGUGAAAGCAGACUCGAGGUCGUCUGGUGGUAUUGUAAAGGCAGACUCAAAGUCGUCUGGGGGUGCUGCUGCUUCCAGUGGAGAGGGGUUGAAAGGAAAUGCGCAGGGAGUUGAGUGUGCAGGACGGGGGGAUGAAGAGGAGGGGGAGGUGGAUCUGAGGCAGGUAAAUCUGGCUGGUGCUCUAGACCGGGCGUGGGAGCAGGAGGAGGGGGAGAAAGAGGAGGGGGAGGAGAUGGCAAGGGAGGAGAGGAGGAAGAAGAGAGGGCGCGGGGGAGAUGAAGGGGAGGAGGGGAGAAGGGAAGAAGCACGGGAAGAUGGAGGGGAGGAGAGGGGAGAGAGCGAUAGUGGGAGUAGUUCUGAGGGAGGUGGGAGUGUGGCGGGCACGAGAGGAUCGUCGGAUUCACCUGGAUCGGACGGUGGAGAGGGGUUUAGCUUUGAUGACGUGGUGGCACGGGCUGGGAUCCUAGAGGAUGGAGAGAUGAAGUGUUUGGGUAUGGGGGCACGGGUGGAGGGAGAGAGUGGUGAGGCGAGAAUGCGUGAGAAAGAUGGUGGUGGUGGGGUGAUUGGAGGUCUAGAGGUGGGGAUUAAGGGGGCUGCUGGUGGUGGGUUGGGAGAAGGAGGGGAGGAGAGGGGUGUGGACAUGGAGAGGGGUGAGGAGAGGGAGGAAGGUGAGGUGGAUGAGGGAAGCUUGGAGGUCGAGGAAGGGCAGGAGAGGGAAGAGGGAGAGGAGGGAGAAGUGGAGGAUGCAGUUGCGACCGUCGCCGCGGUGCCGCUGCGGGACUUUCGCGGCAGCAGGCGAAUUGGGGUUACAACCCGUGCGAGUGAGGUUGAGAUUCUCGCUCCGGCGGGUGAUGGUUCCGGUAAUGCCACCAGCAACACGCCUCUUCCCAUGGCGGGGAUUUUUGGCGACCUUCAGAGCCCAGCGGCAUCCAGCUAUUCCAUGUUCGUGCAAGCCAUGGCGUCCCUUCAGCCGCCCAUGGACUAUGUCGGUUUUUUAAACGGGGCCGUGGGUAUGGCCAAUGGCAUCACCAUCCUCGCACCCUCCAACGCUGCUUUCCAGGUCCUCGGCCCAUACACCUCAUGCCUCGCCAAUUACUCACGUUCCGGGCCCAUGCUGGCCACUCUCCUCAACCACCACAUUCUCUAUGGCAACUUCCCGGAAUCUGCUCUCUUUGACGGGCGGCAUUAUUUCACCCUUGCUAACACCAAUGUGCUAGUCACCCGGGUGGCAACGGGGGUGACUGUGGAGGGCGCGAGGGUGGUUGAGCCGAAUAAAUUCGCAGGGUAUAACGGCGUCGUGCAUGGAAUAGACCGGGUUUUGUUUCCGCCUGGGAUAACCCCCUCAGUGAGUGUGGUGUGGUUUGUGGUGCGUUAA